This is a messenger RNA of Bursaphelenchus okinawaensis, 4943 nucleotides long. Lineage: Eukaryota; Metazoa; Nematoda; Chromadorea; Rhabditida; Aphelenchoididae. The record is from the annotation of a GenBank genome assembly.
AUGAAACGGGCCCUCAAUUCGACGGCCUCGACGGCGUCGCUAAGCUCAAUGAACUCAUCUACACUCAACGUCACAGUACCACGCGAACAUCUACUAUUGUCAGACGUGUCCGUGGAGUCUUCAUCAUCGUUCACCUCAACACAAUCGCCUCACAUUCGCCUACAGAUCGACGACGUUCAGGAAACGCGAAAGAAACCGUCGCUAAAAGAAACCAAGUCAGCGUGGACGACGAUUGAUGCUACGAAUCAGAGGCUACGGUAAGGGUGGGGUGGUUUGGAUUUUUUUGGGGGGGGGGGGGGGGUGGUUUGGAAAAAUUUUGAAAUUUACACAUUUAUAAAAAUUUUUUAAACGUGGAAGGGAAGUUCUUGCGGUUUUUUGAAAAAUGAGUUUUGUAAAGAAAGUUCUUGCGGUUUUUCGAAAAAUUAGUUUUGUAAAGAAAAUUUUAACAACUUUUUCAAAAACCCUAAUUUUAGAGCUUGGCUCGACGUGGCCAGCCACCCCUGGUCCUUUAGCCGCUCAGCCUCAACGGAUCGACCCCUCGAGCCACGCCUAACACCCUCACCUCCCGAACUCCUCUACGACGUCUUCCUCGGCGGAUCCUGUGGCAACACGGUCUGGCGACGCGAACUCGUUAUUCCAUACCUACGAAAACGCUGCAUAUCCUACUACAACCCCCAACGACCAGCAUGGAAAGAGAGCAUGAUACACGAAGAGCAGAUUGCCAAAGAGAAUUCACGUUUGUUUUUGUUUGUACUAGAUCCCGGCACAAUUAAUGCCACUUCGUUCAUUGAAAUCGCUUACUUCGCGGCCAGAAAAGCACCAAAACUGGUGGUGGUCUUCUUGGGGCCAAGGGAAUGGAGCGACAAAGCACAUCCAAUGGAUCUACCGGACAGAAUUAGGACGGUGAAUUUGGUGGAAGCAAUUCUGAAGAGGCAUAAUGUCCCUAUGUUGACUUCGAUCACGGUAAGAAGAGGUUUUGAAUAAUUUUUGUCUUUAACUUGAGUUUCACCACGAAAACUUGAUUUUGUUGGCAUUGUGUUUAAGGAAAAUAUUUUGAGCAAAGAUUGAUGAAGGAUUCCAAUUAUAGUAUUUUUAAGAACAUUUUUGGCUAUUUUUACUGUAUUUGAAGAUUUAAAAAAAGGUCCCAGCACGAAAACAUUAUUUUCUUGGCACUGUGUUUAAAGCGGAAGUUUUGGAAAAAUAAUGUUUUAAAAUUGUAAAAAAGGGGAUUUUGGCCUUAAAGUUAAAAAUUUUUUGAAAAAUUGCAAAAAAUUUUUUUACAAAUUAAAUUUUUUUCCAAAUUUUAAAAUUGCCAUUUUCAGGAAGCCCUCGACUACGUGGACGAAAUCAUCAUUGGCGAAAAACCCUGGCGACAAGCAUUGUCCAACUCGCGACAACGAUUACCCUACAUUCAGGUGAAAGCCAAGAACGCCAUCAAAUCGACCGCCGCUCAAAUCAAACAAACGGUCGAAUCGGUCCAAGCCUCGGCUACAGUCUGGACGAAACGGAUCGCUGCUGUAGUGGGAAUGGAAAUCAUCUUAAUACUGGUUCUACUCGUCUUUCUACCUCACAAAAUACCAUUGUAUCUGUUGGUGGUACCAAUAGUCGGAGUCGACUAUAUUAUACUAGCCUUGUUGGUAUUGUACUUGAAAAUUAAGGUAAGCGGGGAAUUUUUUGGGAGUUUUGGGGAUGAUUUUGAUUUUAGUUGAGGUUUGUGUAGCGUUUGGAAUAUAUUUUUGAGCUUAAAACGGAAUGCCAAGAAAUUCAGGGUUUUCUUGGUGGGACCAAAAUUGUCUUUAAUUUCAUCAAUUUUACGUGUUUUCAACGUAACUAUGGUUUGUGACAUUCUUAAUUAGACCAAAAUAGUUGCAAAAUACUCUUUUUAACAUUUUCUUUAAGCACUUUUUUUGAACUUUGCUAUGUUCACUAUCAAAUUAUAAACAUUUGCGUAAAUGAACGUCAAACCCCAUUCAACUUUGAAGUUUGAAUAGGUCGUUCGCUUAUAAAAUGUUGAUUAAAAUCUCGAAAUGACGAACACGCACCCUCAAACACUUCGGACCUCAUUAAGCAUAUUGAAUCUCGAGUUUAUAAAUAUUUAAAAAGAGUGCGACAUUCGAUGUCAUGUGGCUUUAUAAAUAACAUAAAACGUCAUGAAGGGCUGCAAAUGGUAAUAAAAAGGGUUUGGGGUUACUGUAAGGUGGUUUGGAAGAGUUUUGGAGGCUUUUGGGCGUUUUUAAAAUUUUGAUUUUGGGUCUUAUCACGAAAGAUUGAUUUUUUUUAGCAUUGUGUUUCAAGUGAUUUAGUUGAUGAUUUCUUAGUUUGACAUUGUUUUUUGUGGGUAUUUAAGUCAUCGUUGGCAUUGUUUUGCUUUUUUGUUAUUACGAGUUUGGGUCCCAACACAAAAACCCUGAAUUUCUUGACAUUGAGUUUAAAUUGUUCAAUAUCAAAAAACUUUGCAUACCGUUUAAUUUAAAGCAUUAUGAAGCCACUUUUAAACCAAUUUUAAUUUCAGGCAAACCGAAAACGAGCCCAAUACAAGCGAAAACUGGUUAUCAACCCACCAAGCCUGCCAAGAACAACCCCAUCCUCAAUAACUGCCGCCUCAAGUGACGUAUCAUCACCAUCAACCAACUCGGUUGACGUGGGGCCUAUUCAGUCCGAAUCUAUGUGUUGUAAGUCGGGUUUUUGAAUGGGAUAUAGAGAUAUAGACUAUAUUGUUAUAGAUGUUUUUGUUAUAAUUGAUGAUUUUUGAGCUGUAUUGGUCAUUUAUUUGUGUUUUUUGUUUUCAAAUGACAUUUUAUUUGUGUGAGGGAUAUAAAAGAAUAUUUUUGUUGUUAAAUGAUGUUAUGGUGUUGGUUAAAAAUGGCAGGAAACGUCAUUUUUCGAUGGGGCAAAAGUAUGCAAAAAAGGAAAAAAAUGUUGUUUUAGGUAACAAGUUAGUCGAAAAUAAUAAAGAAUGGCAUUUUUCAGUAAAAACCGUCCAACCAAACCAACAACGACCGGUCGAACCCUUCUUCUACGACUCGAUCGAGAUGGUCGAUCAGCAGGUCCGACAACAUUACCAAGUCGAAAAACCAAAGAAACUAAAGGUGGAUAUGAAGGAACGACUGAAGCAGAAUGGAUGCAUGACUUCUCCAGUUGGCUACGAUGUGUUCUUGAGCUGUUCGUCCGGGUCCGAGCUGGACUGGAUCACGCAGAAGGCUGUGCCUCAGUUACAGUAAGCUUUCUUUAUGUUGUUGGAUUUUUUGAAAGGGGAGGGGGUGAAAAUUGUGAUUUUUGGGGUUUUGGAGGUAUUGAAGUCUGGAAUUUUGGAAAAUUUGAUUUUUAAACUUUUUUUCAUUUUAGGUAACAAAUUUCGAAAUUUUUGAUUUUUUUGUGUAUUUAGGUAACAAUUUUUAAAAUUUGUUAUUGUUUUUUGAAUUUUAGGUAACAAAAAUUAAAUUUUUUGAUUUUUUAGAAGUUUAGGUAACAGUUUUUGAAAAUUUAAAUUUUUUUAGGAUUUUAAAAAAGUUGAAAAUUUUUGAUUUUUUUGUAAAUUUUAGGUAACAAUUUUUAAAAUUUUGGAUUUUUUUUAAUUUUAGGUAACAAAAUUGAAAAUUUUACAUUUUUGUGAUAUUUAGGUAACAAAUCUUUAAAUUUUAGAUUUUUGUUAAAUUUUAGGUAAUAACUUUCAAAUUUCAGUAAAUCCACCCUCAGCUACACCUCAGCCAUAAUGUGUGACAAGGAGAUGCGAAUCCCCCUUCUUCACACCGCCUCUCACAUCCUCUACUACAUUCCAUCGUACCGUACCUUCCUGUCAGGCAUGAUCGAGAUCGCCUACUUCAUUGGGCACUCGGAUUGGCAAGUGACGGUUUGUGUACCAACUGAAGCCGAAUGUCUGGUACUGAUGAACGAGAACGACUACGAUGAGGAGACCAGACAAGCAGUGGAACGACGAAACCAAUGUUAUCAAAUGGCAUUUUGUUACCUAAAAGACAUGGCUCAUCGACGGGAAUGCAGGGUUUUCACCAAGUAAGUGAAGGAACUUUGUUUACAAGGGAAAGGAAGGGAGAACUUGUGGGUAGGGGAAGUAAUGGCAAGAACUUUAUUUACAAAGCCAAAAAUGGCAAGAACUUUCUUUACAAAAGAUAACAUGGCAAGAACUUUCUUUACAAAACAAAAAUGGCAAGAACAUUUUUUACAACGCAAAAAAUGGCAAGAACUUUCUUUACAAAACAAGAAAUGGCAAAAAUUUUCUUUACUGUUUAAAAAAUGGCACGUUUUUAAGAAUGGAAGUCAAUUGGAAGAUUUCUAAUGUAAUUUGCACUGAAAAUCUUCCACUCAAAUUUCAUUUUUUGAAAAAUUGAAAGUUGGUAUUUUUGAAUAAAAAUUGAUGUAUAUUUCAAUUUUAAGAUUGUUUUACAGUUUUAAACUAAGAAAUGGCAUUGAAUGUAGGUAUGAAAAAGUGUUUCACUUCCUUAUUUUGUCAUAAAUCCUCGGAUUAGCGGGGAUUUUUACGGUUUCUACGGAAUUUAUUAUCAGUUGUGAUUAGGAUUAACAUCACGGGACUAUUUUUUUUCGUUUUUAAAAUAAUUUUGAAAUUUUUGAAAAAAAAAUUUUUUUUGUAAUUUUAAUUUUUUAAUUUUUUUGAAAAUUUUUCUAAUUUAAAAAAAAUUGAGCUCUAUCCAACAACAUUUGAAAAGGUCGUAUUUUACAAUAACUCCCCUAUUUUUAGUGUGGAAGAAGCAGUCAAGCACAUUGCUGCCGUCUCCCAGCUGGAACGUCAAGAACAACAAGAACAGACAUCAGAACAACCAAACAAGAAGCGUGCCGUGCUUCGAACUUUGAUGGAAAAACAACAUUUGGUCAAGGAGAAGACCCAAGCCAAUCUAUUGGCUCAUCGUUCAGCCGUAAUCGCUGCUGCCACCGCCGCGGCGAACGCUUCGCCGAAGAAUAGGAGUUGA